This is a messenger RNA of Uloborus diversus, 1259 nucleotides long. RefSeq lists its product as uncharacterized. Gene Ontology annotation, molecular function: protein binding. Lineage: Eukaryota; Metazoa; Arthropoda; Arachnida; Araneae; Uloboridae. The coding region runs from base 125 to 1162 and encodes 345 amino acids. The transcript is spliced from 8 exons. The record is from RefSeq and is a predicted model, not a curated record.
AACGUGCUCAACGACAGCGUUGUUUUGAACGUCAUCACCUCUGAUUUUAUUUACGUGGUUCUUCAACGCGAGUUCAUUUAGGGAUUUUGUAUAGUAUUGGAGUUUGAAAUGGUAAUUUAUCGUUAUGGAUAUUGGAUCUCAGUUUGACGACGAUUUUUUCGAAAAACCUAAGGAAAAAGAAGGAAGCGAUUCCUCAUAUUAUGAAGCUAAAGUUUGUAUGCCGUUGUGGUACAUGGAGAAAGAGGCAACAAAAAACGAGAAAGGAGACGUCUUAGUUGCAUUGAAACAUCAGGCAGAUUAUUAUUAUUUCUCAGAAAACUAUGCCAAGUCUGCUGAAGUUUAUGAGCGAUGUCUUGAACUAGUGCCUGCUACAAACAACACUUGGAAGAGGGAGUUUAUGGAAAACCUCUCUCGUUCUUUAUUGCAUUUAGGAAAUGCGGAAAAAGCAUUGGAAUGGAGCUUAAAACUGUAUGACUCUUCAUGCAGUACUGACCAGAAAAUUAUUUCAAUGAAUCUCUUAGCAACUGUGUGUCAUAAAUUAGGAAAGUUUAAAGAGGAAUUGGAAGCUUUACAUUGCUGUAUAGAUGCUCAUAAAUCUUGUCCAGAAUUUUGGCUGCGACUUGGUCUGUGCUAUGCGGGCCUUUUCAAAAUAAACUUACCCGGAUGUUCAGCCUUCAAUUCUGUUUUGGAGUCUGAAUGUGAACCCUGUUGUGCCUUCAGUUCUAAACAGUAUUCUUGCCAUUGCUCUUCUGUUCAAGAAAAGGAAGUUUUAUCACCUCCUGCUGUCGAAAGUGCCAUUCCUUCAUGUAGUUCCUCAAGCUCAACUAAAGACAUUUGCUCAAGCACAGAAUCUACAGUUGACACUAACAAAUGUGAAAUUUGUGCAUUAGGUGUUCAAAUAGUUUCCACAUGUUUAAUUCACACCAGGGUGUUAAUGGACUCAGGUGGAACAAAUCUUUUAGGUGUUGAAAGAGACGAAAGGAUAAAAGAAAAGAUAUCAAACAGCUUGAAGCAUAUGGAAGUUGAACAGUCAUUUAUUGAUGUUGCAUCCAAAAUGCUUGGCUCAGACUUCUUGGCAGGAUUACAAGAAGUUCGUGAAAGUUCAGAACAAUCUAAUUUUUCUGAAAUGUUGAAGCCAAAUGCUGAAAGAAGUGAUCUUUGACAACUGACAAUGUUCCUAAGCCUUUACGAAUUGACAAAAAUGGACCAUAUUUAUAUUGUGAUGUUCUGCUUUUGUAAAUAAAAUCUCUUUUUUUUUA